Messenger RNA from Lycium ferocissimum, 5558 nucleotides. Its product is annotated as heat stress transcription factor A-4c-like. Gene Ontology annotation, biological process: regulation of transcription by RNA polymerase II. Bases 1503 to 2729 code for a protein of 408 amino acids. The transcript has 3 exons. The record is from RefSeq and is a predicted model, not a curated record. Gene Ontology annotation, molecular function: RNA polymerase II cis-regulatory region sequence-specific DNA binding; DNA-binding transcription factor activity. Gene Ontology annotation, cellular component: nucleus. NCBI's taxonomy places the organism in Eukaryota, Viridiplantae, Streptophyta, Magnoliopsida, Solanales, Solanaceae.
CAUCCAGCCAUUCACGACAUUCCAACGACGCCGCUCGAUCAAACAAGAACCAAAAUAAUUUACAAUAAUUUUUACCACAAUAAUUAUAAAUUUUUAAUCUCUACCCAAUUAUUCUUCUUUCUGCUAAAACAAAUGUUGAUUAUAUUUUUUCGAAUUAUUUGUUCAUCAUAAAAUAUUGUUAAAAAUUAAGUCUAGUGAAGCUUGAGUAAAUUAGGGGUUUGAGCAUUUAUUGCGUGAUCAUUAAUGUUUCACUAAACCCUAGAAAAAUUGCACAAAUUUCAAUUUACCUGUAAAUUCCUCACAGAUCCCAAUAAACAUAACCAAAUCCUCAAGGUACAAACGAACCAACCAGCUAUUUCAUCAUUAUUAGAAGAAGAAGAAGACAAAGCAGCCUAAACAAUUUUCUUCUACUACUUUUUUUCUGGGCAUCAAAUUGUUUUAAACGAGUUUUUUCCUCUCUCAGGUAAAACAUCAAACACUUUAUAAGCAAGAUUUUGUUUUGUUUAUGUGAUUAUUUUUUAUAAUUCUUGUUGGGUCUAUGUUGCUUUUGCGUGGAAUUUGUGACACCCAUGACUUUUUUAUAACGACUUUGAUGUAAUGGGUUUUGAAUUUAUCUGUUGGGUUUUUUGACUUUUCUUUGUUUUUUACUGUCUAAUUUUGACUGUUGUUUAGUGUGAACGCAGGAAAAAAUUGACCUUGAUUGUGCUUUUGGGGUACAAACAUAAUAUUUGGAAAAAGGGCUUAUUUUUGGAAGAUAAUGCUAUUUUUCCAUUUUUUGAGCUUUGGAAAAUUUUGGGUUUCUGGAAAUGAUUGCAAAGCUGUUGGCUUUGUUUGGUUACAGGGUGUCAAAAGGUGUAGAAUUUCUUGAAAUUGUGAAGUUGACUUGUCAAGAUUGCGGUUGACAUAAGGAGUUUCGGGUAUUAUUAGUUUGGGGCUAAUAGUUUCUGGAAUGUGUGAGAAGUUUUUUUAUUUUUUUUUCUACUUUUAUUAAUUGUUCUUCGAAGUUUCUUUUAGUUGACUAUAGGGAGGAAGAUCUUCUGGAAUGUUGAAUAUCUUGGCAAACUUGAAUCUUGUCAGAUAUAUAAGAUAAGAAUCUCCUUUCACAAUUGAGCAGGUAGUCUGGAGUGUGGGGGUUCUGGAAACAAGCAUGUGCUUGUAAAUUGAUGGAGAUCUGAAAUUGCGAGAUGUUUGUGUAAUCAGGUUUCUUUUUCACCUUUCUUUGAGUGGGUCUAUCCGAAACAGCCUCUCACGUUUGUGUAAGGCCUGCGUACACUCUACCCUCCCCAGACCCCACUUGUCUGGGUGGUUGUUGUUGUUGUUGUUGUUUGUGUAAUCAGGUGAGAGUUGCUACAAUUUGAUUUUAUUGCAAGGAGAUCGAGCUCCUAACGAGCCUUACUAGUUGUUUGUGUGUUCUGGAGUGUGAUAAUAAGAAGUUUUGUUCUCAGUAGAUGCUCUUUUUCAUCAUUUUAGUUUAGGGGUUGUGAUUUUCGUUUAAACCUAUCAUGGAUGAAGCUACGUGCAGCACGAAUGCACUGCCUCCUUUUCUUACAAAGACAUAUGAAAUGGUGGAAGACCCCUCCUGUGAUGCCAUUGUCUCCUGGAGUUCGAGUAAUAAAAGCUUCAUUGUGUGGAAUCCUCCGGAUUUUGCAAGGGAUUUGUUGCCUAGAUACUUUAAGCACAAUAACUUUUCGAGCUUUAUCAGACAGCUAAAUACUUAUGGAUUCAGGAAAAUUGACCCCGAAAAAUGGGAAUUUGCAAAUGAAGAUAAUUUUGUUAGAGGUCAGCCGCACCUUUUGAAGAAUAUCCAUAGACGUAAACCUGUUCACAGUCAUUCUGCACAGAAUCUUCAUGGCCUGUCGUCACCAUUAACUGAAUCAGAAAGACAAGGGUACAAAGAAGAUAUUCAAAAGCUGAAGCAUGAGAAUGAAUCACUUCACUUUGACCUACAAAGACAUAAGCAGGAUCACCAAGGACUUGAAUUGCAAAUGCAGGUUUUGACUGAACAUAUUCAACACGUGGAACAUCGUCACAAGACCAUGCUCUCUGCUUUAGCUCGAACCUUAGAUAAACCAGUACCGGAUUUGAGUCACAUGCCACAAGUUCAAGUGAAUGACAGAAAAAGAAGGUUGCCAGGAAACAGCUGCUUCUAUAAUGACAGUGACCUGGAAGAUACGCGAGGGAUUUCAUCUAGGGCUUUGGCUUUAGAGAAUAUGAACCCGUCCUCUCUUCUGACAAUGAACGCAGAACUAUUAGAUCAGUUGGAAUCUUCUUUGACAUUUUGGGAGGAUGUGCUACAAGAUGUUGAUCAAGCUGGGACACAACAGAAUUGUUCACUGGAGUUGGAUGAAUCUACAAGUUGUGCAGAUAGUCCUGCUAUAUCUUACACACAACUAAAUCUUGAUAUUGGGCCUAAGGCUUCUGGAAUUGACAUGAAUUCGGAGCCUAAUGCAAACAUUACUCUUGAGGUUGCGGGAUCAGAAGAUCAAGAAGCAGUAGCAGGGACAGCUACUCAUGUCCCAACAGGGGUUAAUGAUGUAUUUUGGGAGCAGUUCUUAACUGAGAAUCCUGGUUCAGUUGAUGCAUCUGAAGUACAAUCGGAAAGGAAAGACAUUGGUAGCAAAAAGAAUGAAAACAAACCAGUGGACAGUGGAAAAUAUUGGUGGAACGUGAAGAGUGUAAAUAGCCUGGCAGAACAGUUGGGACAUCUUACUCCAGCAGAGAAAACUUAAUUUGGUAGAGGUUGUAUUGAAAAGGCAUGAAGAAGAUGCAAGAGAGUUACAAAGAAAAUAGAUGAUAACUCCAGAAUUGCAAAAAAACAAAUGAGAUCUGGGAGUUAAAACCUAUAGCAAAAACUCAAAGCUGUUAAGCAAUUGAGAGGGAGCUAAUGAAAUCUACAAGGGAAAUCACAUCAUUUACAGGGGAAUAUUUGCUCCAACUAAACAGAAUAACAUAGAAUUGUUUCCUCUCGGACUCAGGUAUUCUUGGCUGGGAUGAAGUCAUUUCAUCCAUAAUUUGCUUACAAAUUUUUCAUGAAACCAAGUGAAAGCAAGAAUGUGGUUUCUUCUUUUUCAUUUUCGUGUGGUUUAUCCGUUUCCUUUUACACUCUUAGAGUCUUUUAUCCGCUGAUUGUUACAUCUUAAAAGCACCCCAUUUCUCUAUCAGGGAAGUUGUCAAAGGGGCAAAACUAGUUGCAUCCAACAUCUACCAACUUAAAAGCUUCUUUCUUGUCCGCAGAAGUUUCAAUAGUGACUAACUGUCGUUAUUAGAGUCGUAGACUAGAAGGUUAGGAGUGAAUAACAGAAAUCUUGAAGUCAGAUCUCUACGCUUAUAUCUAGUCUGGAUAGAUAGAUCUCUAAUGUAAUUAUUAGGUCUCUACACCCUGUCAUGCUUUAGCUUGUAAAAUUUGCAAUGUGUACCAGUUCCAUUUCUUCAACCUGAGAAUCCUCUGUUUCAGAUUAAUAUACCUGGUGUUCCACUUUGCAUUUAUUCAUGAAAUGCCUUAGUAAUAGGUUAGGCAAAUUUCCUCCCUGAAUGCAACAUUACAACUCUGACUUGUAGAUCAUUGCUGGGUCUUUGCUCUACACCUCUUUUCAAGAACCAAAGAGGGUGAUUUUGCUGCAAAUCUAUUCAAUAGCUCAAAUUAUCUCCUGGGAGGAAGAAACUGAUAAACUUCUUCACUGCAUUACUUUUUGAACUAGUAGAAGCCUCUGUAAAUAUGCAUUGCAUCUGGCGGAAAUAUUCUGUCAGAGUGAGCCUUAUCGACCACCGUGGCCAGCUACAGCUUCUCACUUGUAUGUGUUUGUUACGAUGUCUGCACAUUUGACAAGUUAGAAACUUUUUAGACCUAAACUAGCCUAUAAAAUAACGAGUUCCAAUCCUGGUCGGUGUGAUCGAAGAUAUUUGUAGAAUGGGCUUGUGUAUGUGAUUCGUAGGUGUAGUGGAACACUGGAGGAUAAAACAGCUGUCAAGAUUGCAAAUCGCGAUGCUAAGAAGUGCUUUGUGGCUAACGUGCUGCAUAAAACUUUAUGGGGAAAGGGUGCUAGUGGCUUAUCUAAAGUUGUGGAAAGGUAUAUAGAGGCUUGGAUUCAGCUUUUCCUGAUGAAGCUAAUAUGAGCUAUGACUCAGAGGCAAAGGCUUCAAUACGAGCUUCAUUUACCUCGGAUUGUUGUUAUGGUUGAUGUAAAUUGCUUAACCGUGAUUUCUAGGUCUAAGACAGAUAUGUAUGAUUGCCUCUUAGUCCUCUUAAUCUCGGUUUAGCUUGAGGAGAUACCAAAUCUGUUGGAUCUGCAUAGAGACUUUGCUCCAAUAACAGUGUGAUGAGUUAAAUGUAGAGUUGAGAAUGUAAUAGUGUUUUUAGAUGGUACAAUUUUUUUUUGACAAGUAGAUGGUAGUUUCUUUUCUUCUAAAUCUGAAAAUGUUUUAUGAUUUCUACUUGCUAAAUUUUAAUCAUGGAAAUGUGGGAGACUACCAUGCUCUGGACGAUCUUUAAAGCUGGACUUCCUUUCCUGAAAUGUGGCCAAGCCCCAAGGCAAAAGGAUACCUCUAUGUUAUGUUGGUGUGUAGCAGGCUAUAAUGCCAAACCCCUUUUUCUUUUCAUUUUAAGAAAUGUUAAAUCUGUUGCUGCUGCUCCUUUUCUUUGACCCUGGCAUCCUAAAGUGGUGGUUCUUUGUCUGAAGGCAUCGACGAGUAAUAGAGUAAAAGGGAUUUGCAGAGGUUUCUUUUUGCUAUGUAGCUGAAAGUCAUCUUUGUUUUUUUCCAACUAGAUUGCAUAGUUAACACUUCUGUCAAGAGGCCUCUUAAUUGUCCCCGAAAUUGCAGUGUUCUGUAAUAUUCAUUAGAAAUUCUACCUUUGAUGCUAUGGUAUUGUAAUCUGAAACUUAUUAGUGAGAUGUUGAUUUCUCACAAUCUUUUUUUAAAAGAAAAAAAAAAAACAAUGGUGAUUGAUUAUCUUUAUGUAUGUCAUUUUUUUGUCAGGUUCGUCCUCAUUUACUUGAAAUUUUAGUGCCUGAUCUAGAUGUGUGAUGUAUCGCUAGCUCUUGCUUCCUUAGCUAUGUAGAUUGUUCAUUUUUGUCUGGAACCCAUUGCAAAAUCCACCUUGAUCAAUGAGAAGGUCUCUCAAUAGGUUUAUGCAUUAGUUAGCUGCACCAAGUUUCUUAUGCUCUAAAAUUGAAAGUACCUGGGAUUCCUGUGGUGCUAAAGGCAGCCUCGUAUAUUUAUCAGUUAACUUGUUACUUUUUUCAUAGUGGAACACUUUUGUGCACCAAAUAGCAUAGGUUAUAAGACCAAGUAGCGGGGGCUGCUAUUUUCAAAUGUGGGGCUCCUUCUAGAGACUGGUCUUUGUUUAAGAUCACUGUCUUUUCUUCCUGUUAGAAGCUACAUCUCUGAAGUUGUGCAAUUCAAUCUUGGUCAAAAUUUUAUCAGGCCAGAAAGCAAAUUUAGAAAAUUCAGAGAUUGUUGGGAUUUUGGAAAAGCAGGAUUCAAUCACGAAUCCUUGUAAUUUCAUCGUCGUCACCCCAACCAAACACCCAUCACCAAAAAAAAUAUUAAAAAAAUAAAAA